This is a messenger RNA of Carassius gibelio (silver crucian carp), 2607 nucleotides long. Its product is annotated as cytoplasmic tRNA 2-thiolation protein 1. Gene Ontology annotation, cellular component: cytosolic tRNA wobble base thiouridylase complex; mitochondrion. Gene Ontology annotation, molecular function: tRNA binding. Gene Ontology annotation, biological process: tRNA wobble position uridine thiolation. Bases 972 to 2003 code for a protein of 343 amino acids. The record is from RefSeq and is a predicted model, not a curated record. The transcript has 3 exons. Lineage: Eukaryota; Metazoa; Chordata; Actinopteri; Cypriniformes; Cyprinidae.
UACACUCGUAAGCUUAUUGUACACUUGAAAUACAAUGCGUUUGCUACCUCAUAUUCAUGGUAUUUUCGACGUAAAAGGUCAGAUAUAAAAUAUUUUGUCGCCAAGACAAAAGAGGGCACCAGAACUCCGAGUCAAACGGAAGAGACUGACGUUCUUGACGUACGCAGCGUUAGUGACGUCACGUGCGUGAAACGUGUUUUGUACUACAGCAGAGGUGUUCUGGAUUGUGUUUUAAACCAGGAGACUAGUUUUAUUAUUCAUCUUUAAAUCGUCAACUCUUUGUUUCAUAACGGCUUAACGCUUUAGUUUCGUCAGCACGUCAUCGUCUGUCGUCCUUAUUCUUUAAAUGAAUCACUCUUCGUAGGAAAUACUUAAAGGUUUGUAUUAUUAUUAUUAUUUUGUUAAAUGAUUUUUUUACACAUCAAUUACUAUUCUCAAUGCAUUUUAAUGUGUUACUCUCUUAAAUGAUUCUUGAAUAUGCUGAUUCUCUCAAACGCUGUGAACUUACAUAUUCAUUUAUAGUUUCUGAAAACUAUUUAACCCUUUCAGGCACUGAAUGUAUUUCAGGUAUUAGUUUAGUCAUUCGUUAAGCGAGUAACAAACCAGUAAGCAGUGCACGGGUUUAGGGUCAUUUUGAGGUUUUCACCAGGGGUCCAGGUACAUAGAAAUGCACUUUUACAGUUCAAACCAACAACUUUGAUUUCUGUUAUGGGGAAAUGCCAUUAAGUAAUGUUAUAUAUUUAUAUUCUGAAGCAUGUUACUUUAAGAGGACAUUCAAAUAAAUAUUAAAUAUGUGUGUGUGUGUAUGUAUAUAUGUGUAUAUGUAUUUCAGAAGGACCGUCAUGUUCCUUCAAUCUAAAGAACAUUUAUGAAAUGAGUUGGAAAUAAUACUAAGUGCCUGAAAGGGUUAAAGCAGGUGUUUUCAAACUAGGGUCCACAACAAGGUGCACGAGUGUCCUGUGUGCGUCAUCAUGCCGGUCCAGUGCAGUAACUGCGUCCAGAGACGUGCCGUACUCAAACGGCCCAAGACCGGACACUCUCUCUGUAAGGACUGCUUCUUCUGGGCGUUUGAAGAGGAGAUCCAUCAAACCAUCGUAUCUGCCGGACUCUUUAACCGUGGAGAGACCGUGGCCAUCGGUGCCUCGGGCGGAAAGGACUCUACUGUCCUGGCUCAUGUGAUGAAGGUCCUGAACGAACGCUACGAUUACGGCCUGAAUCUUCUGCUGCUGUCGGUGGAUGAGGGCAUCACGGGUUACAGAGAUGAUUCGCUGGAGACGGUGAAGAGGAACCAGCAGCAGUAUGAGCUGCCGCUGAAGAUCGUGUCUUAUGAAGAGCUGUACGGCUGGACCAUGGACGCCAUCGUGAAGCAGGUGGGCCUGAAGAAUAACUGCACUUUCUGCGGUGUGUUUCGCAGGCAGGCGCUGGACCGAGGAGCCAUGAUGCUGAAAGUGGACAAGAUCUGCACAGGGCACAAUGCAGACGACGUGGCAGAGACGGUGCUGAUGAAUGUCCUGCGUGGAGACAUCGCUCGUCUCCGCCGCUGCACCUCCAUCAGCACAGCCAGCGACGGAGAGGGUGCCAUCCCACGCUGCAAGCCCCUCAAAUACGCCUACGAGAAAGAGAUCGUCCUCUACGCCUAUUUCAAGAAGCUGGAUUACUUCUCCACAGAGUGCAUCUACUCGCCCAACGCCUACCGGGGACACGCUCGCGCCUUCCUCAAAGACCUGGAGUCCAUCCGGCCCAGCUCCAUCAUAGACGUCAUCCACUCCGGCGAGACGCUCUCCGUGAAGGAUGGGGUGAAGAUGCCAGUGCAGGGAACGUGCUCGCGCUGCGGCUACAUCUCCAGUCAGGCCCUGUGUAAGUCCUGUGUUCUGCUGGAGGGCCUGAAUCGAGGUUUACCCAAACUGGGCAUCGGGAAACAUCACAGACUGCACGGCAAAAUUCUGGCUCGGGAGCCUUUGACCAAACAAGAGGAGAAGAAACUGAAGGCAGUGGACUUCUGACACAAAAUCAGGAGUUGAUUUUAAAAACUUGACGCUUGAGUUACGUGUCAUCUGUGUUUUUAAGACGCUUUGAAAUGAAUGUUCAUAAUGAGAGAUGAUUUUGGAAGUCUCCAGCAACUUUUUAUUCAUUUUUUUUUAAAUCUCAGACACAGUGAACUGAAUGUAACAUGCAUUUGCUGAAAAAGCAUCGUACAAACUGCUGUUCAGAAUCAGAGAAGCCUGUUUAAAAACAAACGUGAGCUUUUCCAAGUUAUGGCACGUUUAUUUAUUUAAACACUAUGACAAUAGAGUUACUUGUUUUUCAGGUUUUUCUCUGCCAUGUACAGACGAAUUGUUUUACAGGUGACAUGUAGAAGUUUUUUAAUGCUUUUCAGUUUGUGACAUGAUAAAACGGAUAAUACACGUGAUACAUGAUCAGCUUCCUCUGGCUUUCAGGUUAUUCAUUUUAUAAUAUUUCAUGAUUAUUGUUCGUUCCUCAUUUAGCAGCGACUUAAUUAUAGAAACUGAACUAAAAUAGAAAUAUUUGUCCUUUAAAUCUGUCCUUUUUGUGCAGGACAUUUACACAACUACAUGUGCAUUAAAUGAAUCUUCUGUAUUUUCAGGA